CGGCGUUGCUCCCCGCGCAUGCGCGGCCAUUGUGCGGCUUCCGGCGCGCCCGAGGCGACGGCGGGGUUGCGAUGGAGCGGUUCGGGUCCGGAGCCGUGAGUGCCGUGCCGGUGGCCGAGUUCAGGCCAAAUGAGGGUACAUUAACAUCGACUUUAAGAACGCUUCUGUUCUUCACAGCUCUAAUGAUUACAUUACCUGUUGGACUGUAUUUUUCAUCAAAGGCUUAUGUAUUUGAAGGUUCCUUGGGAAUGUCUGACAGAGACAGCUAUUUUUAUGCUGCUAUAGUUGCUGUGGUCACUGUCCACGUAGUACUUGCUCUCUUUGUUUAUGUAGCCUGGAAUGAGGGUUCACGGCAGUGGCGCGAAGGGAAACAGGACUAAAAUGAAGAUCAUCGGUGCCUGAUGUCCACAGACUGUAAAUCAGAUUUUAUGUGAGCUGAAGGAAAAGCAUUCUUCUAAAUGUAUGAUACACAUGCACAGACGAGGCUGAUGCUUCAGUUGUGGUUAAAAUAAGAUUUGUACUUAUUUUGACUGUGUACUAAUGUUUUCUGUAAUGGCAAUGGAAGUUGUUCUUCAGCCAACUUCUACUAUGUUGAGCUGAGGAAGCCCUCACUUGCAGUUAAAGUGGAAUAAUAAUAUACUUUUGAAAGCUCCUGCAGCUACUUUUUUCAUGCCUAGUAUUUUUCUGGCUUGCUCUAAAAAUAAUAUUGUCAUGAAACGAGCAUUAAAUUUUCAAGGAAUUAAAUUGCUGCUUAACAAAGCUACAUUACUUAGUAUCCAGCUACAGUGGAAAAAAAUGGAAUUUCACUUUGCUGUGAAUAGUUUCCUGAUUUAUAUGUGUUGUGGUUUAACCCCAGCCAGAAACUGAGCACCAUGCAGCUGCUCACUCACUGUGACCCUUCAACAGAAUGAGUGUGGGAAUCAGGAAAGCAAAGUGAGAAAACUCAUGGGUCAAGAUAAAGAGUUUAAUAGGUAAUGUAAAAGCUGUACAGCUAAGUGUGUUGGUUUUCAGUACAGAUUCAAACCAUUGCUCCAUGGUAGCUAUUAUGAAGAAAACUACCUCUAUCCCAGCCCAAACAAACCAACACAGUGGGAUAGGUGUAAUUAAUCUAUUUCUGUGUUUAGAAGUAAUUUCAAAACCGGAAUUGUUUAGAAACUCAGGUAAUGUCUUUCUAAUGUGAAGUACGAUUCUUUUUUCAAAUAUAUUUUUUAUUGCAGUGUAAAAUUCAGUCUUUAAUUUCCUUUUGGGAGGACUGUGGUAUUACACAAUUCUCAUCUUUCUCCUCUUCUACAGUUUAUCCUAUAUUGCAAAGGAAAGGGCAUAGCAUAUUUUUUUGUAUGUCUUUAGAUAGGUAUGUAUUUCCUUGAUGUUUGCUAAAGUGUGCAGUUGGAUUUCCGGUGGUAAAGCAGUGUCAGUAACAGCCAUAAGCUGCUGUAAUGGCUGGUAGGGGAAGGAGUGAGAGAAAACAAGCUGUAGUCUGUAAAUGGUGUCCUUUAUGAAGCAGAGGACAUAAAAAUGACCACAUGGAAUAUUGGCUUCUUUUCGUAACUACUUACUUGUACACUGUGAAAUGAUACAAUAUGUUGAUUGUUUUCUUUUUUCCUUGGUUGUGCGUAGUCAAAUUUUAGCGAGAUUUUUGUAAGAUAAUACGAAUUUCAUUCCACUGUUGUGCUGUUGUUAGCAAGCUUCUUAAUCUCCGGCUAAAACAUCUUUUCUAGAGUUCCAGCAAGGCAGACUUUUUUAACCCUGAUGAUGGCUGUUAAAGCUGUUGUGCUUGAGGUCAUUCUGUUAAAUUGAAUUUUCCAGUUUAUUGUAUUAGUUUAGCCUUUCUUGGAAGUUUUUUAGCCUUUAUUGGAAGUUUUUUGCUUAGUAUGGGGCUUGGCAUGGCCAAGCGGUGUGUGCUGCAUGUGUCCGUGGUAAAACUUCUGUAUAAAUGAGGCAAAAAUUGGUUAUCUGUGCCCAGUGGCUUGAGAAUUAUUUCUCCAAGCCUCAUUACUGUCUUGUCUACCCCAGUCCCAGGUAUGCAUGAGCAUAUGCACCAUGACUCACUAAUGCAAAUCAGUUUUUUACACUUGGUUUCUGCCGUGUUACCUUUUCUCAUGCAGAGCUACAUUGUCAGGUUGCUGCUGGCAAGCUGGAGACUCUUAUCAGAGUACUUGAAGUGCAAAGUUAGUUUGUACAUGGGCAUAUUGGCUUCCUGUUCUCCAGUGUAUGAAGUGUAUGUUGUGGAACAAAUACUGCCUUUCAAUAAAGACCUGCCCUACAAUACAAGAUACAGUAAAUAACAUGUGUGGAUCACUUUCUGAAUGUCUUUAAUAUUCCACAUGUAGAGUACAGCUUAAAGCAAAUAUAUAGCCCUGUUCAAUAGCUUAGCUUUUUUUUUUUAAUUUUUAAUUUAUUCACAGUGGAGAAUAAAUGAAGAGGUACACUUAUGAAAUAAAGAAGUUGAAAUUUAUUUAGUACUAGAAGACAGUGGCAGAGAAAACGAAUGUUACAGAAGUAUAUGAUGCUGACUCCAAGGGGAACACACCUGCUGUGCUAUAUUAGGUGGGUCCUGUGCUAUGUCUGUUCUAUAUUUCAUGUAGCAGAAUCCCUAGACAUAAAGUUAAUUUCCUAGGAAUAACAGGAAAAUAAUUCCUUAUUAUAACUUCAGUUAAAAAAAUCUGACAAGUUUGGCCUUUGCUGUAGGUGCAGGUGCUGUAAUGUCUCAGAGGUUGGGGGUAAUGAGCUGAGCAUUAGUCCAUCUAUUGAAAGAUCUUUGAAGGUAACGCCUUUGAUCCACAACAUUCAUGGUGAGAAAAGAGGCACUGCCUAAGUCUGCACAGCCAGAGCCAGGUGCUGGUUUGAUGUUGCCUGUGCUUCUGAGUGGGAACAAUCCCUCAAGUAAAGGCUGCAAUGAAAACAGCCUGGAAAGGAUUGUCCGCCUGCAGCCCAGGGAAGUUCAUGGGGAGCAUUUUCUUCCCUCCCUCUUUGCCAGCAGUGGGGAGCCACACUGGAGCAGUCUGUUGCUGAAGGAAGGGACCCACACUAGAGCAGUUUGUGAGGGACUCUACUGAGGAGGAAAGAGGGCAGGAACAAUGUGUGAAGAGCUGACCACAACACCCAUUCCUUAUUCCCCUGUGCUACUGCAGGGGAGGUGGAGAACUCGGGAGUCAAGUUGAACCUGGAAGAAGGCAGUGCUGGGGGAAUGUGUUUUAUUUUGCAUCAUUCUACUCUGAUUUGAUGGGUAAUAAAUUAAUUUCGCCAAACUGGGUCUGUUUUUCGCAUGAUGGUAAUUAGUGAAUGACCUCCCUGUGCUUGUCUCAACCCAGGAGCUUUUUGUUACAUUUUCUCUUCCCUGUCUAGCUAGAAAGGGGAGUGUUUGCAUAAUUUUGAUGGGCAUUUGGUGUCCAGCCAAGGUCAAACCCACUGCAUUUAAACCGAUAAAAUUUUGGAGAGAUCAAAAUUCUUUUUGGUUUUAUUUUUUUAUUUUCUGUAGAAUGGUGAUGUAAAAUUUUUAACAGUGUGGUAUUCUAAAGUAGUCCUGUAAGUUUGUUAAUUUUACUACUAGGAAUGGAUUUGAGACAGCUCAUAAAAAGACAACGGGAAAAACUGUCCGGGUAAGUCCUUCAGUACUUCACAGUUGCCUCUCAGUUAAUGUGUUAGUAUAGGUUGCACAGUUUGACAGUUAGUCAGCUAAAACAAAUUGUAUCUCACAGUGAGCAAAUACCUUGAGACAGAUUGUAGCACAAAUUUUCCAGAACAUUUUCCAAGAGUGAAUAGAUGGGAGAGAAUUGGGAAGUGGGAAAUCACUGACUUAAUUAGUUUUUGUCUUCUGUACUUAAUAUCUUUGUCUUUUCAAAUGCCUGCAAGACACUGUGGUGGUGGGUACCAAGCCUGUGAGAGUGUGCAGGUGAGCAGCUUUGCUUUGUGCUUAGGGAUGCCUGACUAAACUCAUUAUUAACUGCCAGCACUAAGAUGUCUCCAAACCAAAUGGCCAUUAACAGGAAUUAUCAUUGCUUAAGGUAUAUGAACUUGAAACAGUCGUUACAGUACAUUUGAAACAAAACACUGCCUAUCUGUUUCUUGCAUUGUAGGAAAGGGCCUAGUAAUAACACUCAACAUUAAAAAAACCAAACCCCAAGAAAGCAGCCAAACACAAAAACAACAACCCUACGCUCCAGAAGGCCCAAGCUCCUGUGUUGUUUUCACUCUCAGACUGAUUCCAGGCAGAAGGUUGUAGUUUUGCCUUGUUGUUAGAGCCACACAACAAACUAGAGGGCAGGCUUUGCUACCUGAUCACUCUGAUGGGCUAGGGGAACGUGUGGUGCUCACUGAGAAAUUAUGUUCUCACUUAGUGCAUUGGUGAACAGUAAAAUUUUUGAUACCACUGCAAUUUUGGUGGGUUUUAGCCUGCUGUGUCUACUGUAGUUAAAUAAAUUGUGCUUAGGCUUCUGUCUGCCCUCACAGCUAGACAGGGUGUACGGAGAGCAUCAGGCAGGGAUGUGGUUGGUACUAGUUCAAGUGAGUAAGUACUAGUUCGAGUAAGUAAGAGAUGGGAAAGCGAAAGGUCCUUAAAUAAUCAACUGAGCCACACAUGUAUUACAAAAUACUGUAUUUUGGGUAUGACAAAUGUAGGUAGGGUGCAGCCCAUGGGGCAAGAGGAGAAGGGUCCAGUGAAGCAAAGGACUUACUUGGGGAGAUGGGGUGAGGGCUGGAGUGUGCUAGCAUGGCUUGAUGUAUGAUGGCAAAGGUACCCUAUGUUUUGUUUGGAAGUAUUUUUUCCACUGUUUUUCAAGGGAUUAUGCAGAACCAUUGGUCUGAAAUACUGAAUCUAAAUAGUACAAAAUAGUAAGUUAAUUCCAUUUUAAACUUCCAACUAAAAUUAUUCAUAGGUUGACAGCUUUGCUGUAUGAGGUCUGGGACACAUUUAUUAACUUUGUUUUGUACAAACCAGCAUUGUUACAGGCUCUGAGUCAUCUCAUAAGACAUGGUUAAGCCCUUGGAGUAUAAAUAUUUCUUUAAAAAUACCAAUGAGCAACUGCCACUAAUGUUUCAUUAGCUCAAAUCAAUUGUCAGUUUAAAAGUAAUACAGAAGCUGUUUGAAGGUGGCAGAGAGAAGAGCUGCUUGUGUCCCUGCAAGAGGAGGCCCUCAGAUGCUUGAAUGGGACUUGCAAGAAGAAAUUGCUGGGUGAUUCAGGGCCCCCACAGUCAUUCUCUUAUCUGAAGAUACACCAGUGUCUGAAUUUCUGAGCUAUUGGCAUAGAGCUUGAGUCUCUUUGUUAGGAGAAGCACAGUGUUGUGUCACAACGCUGAGCUGUAGUUGUAAGAGAAAAUGGAGGUAACCUUUUGGGACUUGAGCUCCGCUUGAAUCUAAGGCAGUAAGAAAACGGGUGGAGGAAAUGCAAGUGGAUUCCUGAGAAAACUGCCUUUUUAGGUGCUGGUCUCCCAGUUCUGGAACCA
This is a messenger RNA of Poecile atricapillus (Black-capped chickadee), 5442 nucleotides long. RefSeq names its product vacuolar ATPase assembly factor VMA21 (gene VMA21). The record is from RefSeq and is a predicted model, not a curated record. The transcript is spliced from 3 exons. NCBI's taxonomy places the organism in Eukaryota, Metazoa, Chordata, Aves, Passeriformes, Paridae. Gene Ontology annotation, biological process: vacuolar proton-transporting V-type ATPase complex assembly. Gene Ontology annotation, cellular component: endoplasmic reticulum membrane. The coding region runs from base 72 to 380 and encodes 102 amino acids.